Messenger RNA from Pocillopora meandrina, 5050 nucleotides. The record is from the annotation of a GenBank genome assembly. NCBI's taxonomy places the organism in Eukaryota, Metazoa, Cnidaria, Anthozoa, Scleractinia, Pocilloporidae.
AUGUCAUCAACGAUGCAUAUGAUGCCAUCAGAGUCUGCAAGUGACAUGACAUCAAUGUUGCAUAUGAUGUCAUCCCCAUCGGCUAAUGACAAGUCAUCAAUGGUGCAUAUGACGCCAUCCCCAUCGGCUAAUGACAAAUCACCAAUGGUACAUAUGACGCCAUCCCCAUUGGCUAAUGACAAGUCAUCAAUGGUGCAUAUGAUGCCAUCCCCAUCUGCAAGUGAAAUGACAUCAAUAAUGCAUAUGAUGCCAUCACCAUCUGCAAGUGAAAUGACAUCAAUGGUGCAUAUGAUGCCAUCACAAUCUGCAAGUGAUAUGUCAUCAAUGGUGCAUAUGAUGCCAUCCCCAUCUGCGAGUGAAAUGACAUCAAUAAUGCAUAUGAUGCCAUCACAAUCUGCAAGUGAAAUGACAUCAAUGGUGCAUAUGAUGCCAUCACAAUCUGCAAGUGAUAUGUCAUCAAUGGUGCAUAUGAUGCCAACCCCAUCUGCAAGUGACAUGACAUCAAUGAUGCAUAUGAUACCACCACAGUCUGCAAGUGACAUGACGUCAAUGGUGCAUAUGUUGCCAUCCCCAUCUGCAAGCGAAAUGACAUCAAUAAUGCAUAUGAUGCCAUCACAAUCUGCAAGUGAAAUGACAUCAAUGGUGCAUAUGAUGCCAUCACAAUCUGCAAGUGAUAUGUCAUCAAUGGUGCAUAUGUUGCCAUCCCCAUCUGCAAGCGAAAUGACAUCAAUAAUGCAUAUGAUGCCAUCACAAUCUGCAAGUGAAAUGACAUCAAUGGUGCAUAUGAUGCCAUCACAAUCUGCAAGUGACAUGUCAUCAAUGGUGCAUAUGAUGCCAUCCCAAUCUGCAAGUGACAUGACAUCAAUGAUGCAUAUGAUACCAUCACAGUCUGCAAGUGACAUGACGUCAAUGAUGCAUAUGUUGCCAUCCCCAUCUGAAAGUGACAUAUCAUCAAUGGUGCAUAUGGUGCCAUCCCCAUCUGCAAGUGAAAUGACAUCAAUAAUGCAUAUGAUGCCAUCACAAUCUGCAAGUGAUAUGUCAUCAAUGGUGCAUACGAUGCCAUCGCCAUCUGUUAGCGAAAUGGCUCCAAUGGUGACUAGCAUUAUUCCAACGGUAGCACCUACGUGUUCUCCAGGAUUUACUGGAAGUGAUUGCUCCACAAGUAAGUGAUGAAUGCAUUUAGAUUUUGUUUUUAAUACAAUACCGGCGCUGGUAAACAAUGCUAACUGUUGUUGUUGUUGUUUUUUGCUGUCAUAGAUAUUAAUGACUGUGAAUACGAAAACUGCUCAGGAAAUGGAGUGUGCAUUGACAAAAUAGAUGGAUUUCUAUGUGAAUGUAGAAAUAAUUACUUUGGAGAAAAUUGUGAGAAAAGUAAGUCUCGUUAGAUGUUCAUAACGACACUUUAAACUUAGGAACCAUUUCUACUUUUGCGAAAAAGCAAAGAAAUAUCUGAUCGAAUUUAGAGAGGAAGAUUGAAGGCAAAUAAAUAUCUCUGUAUUUGUCACUUGUUUUUUUUAAAUUUAGCUCACAUUUCUUUCAUUUUAAAAUGUUUACUUGGUGUAGCCGUAUUAAAGGAUAUCAUUGAUGUUUUUAGACUUGAAGGCGAUGGUCAAUAAGCGACAUUACGUUUACUUCUUCGAAAAUUUAGCGAAAGCUUAGCAAUUAUGGGCACUGAUUUGAUUUGAAAGUAUAUAAACAAACGUAUUUGGUUAUACCAAUGAAGACAACAUAUGUCUAACACAUAAACGUAGACAUCCCAAUCCCGUCUGAAUUUAUCGCGUCUUUGUCCUUAGAAAUCAGUGCCUGUAGUCCAAACCCAUGCGGAAACGAUGGAACUUGCACAGAAGAUGGUAAAACGUUCAGAUGUACAUGCACUCCAGCGUUUGAAGGGACAACCUGCCAAUCAGGUAUGGGCUUGUCUGACAUUUCCCGUUCCAGUAAUAUAUCGUUCCAACGAAGUACUGCUAAGUAGGGAAUAACACAUGUGUCCACGUAGUAGUUAGAAAAGCGUGUUCUGACGUUUUUUUAAGUUAACCUUGAUUUUAACACAACCUCUCGCUAGUUGGUUUCUAGAUAACGAAUUUAUCAUCAAUCUCAAGAAAGGUAAAAGUGAUAUGGUGCUGUUUGGAAAAGCAAAAAUAUCAAGCGGAUUAGAUGGUAAAGAGCUAUGUAUGUACCGAGGGGCUACCCUGUAAAAAUAUUCAGUAUUAACACUAUUACUAUUAUUAUCAUCGUCAUCAUUACUAUUAUUACAAAUCGCCGAUAUAUCAUUCCAACUCAAAUAUUAUUCGAAUGUCGCCGAUAAAUCGCGACUUUCUCGAUAAUCGACGACUAACGUUUGCAUUGCUAUGCACGGUACUGUACCUGUGCCCAACAACAUGAUAUGGUGAUAACUGAUAAAUUUUGUUGAAGGAAAGCAGGCUGAAUGAAUACAGCACUUGACAAGGAAAACAGUGAAGAAUUUGAUCCGUUUUCUCGCAAGCUUUCUUAUCCCUUCUUGGACCUCGUACUCUGUUUUUGCACGCUGCUUAUGGAUGUUGUCGUCCUCAGUCCAAAAUCGACGCGUUUGACUUGUAUCGGAGUCUAAUAUGUCGUUUUCGCUGUUUCUUUUCUACUUUUUUUUAAUCGUUUCCAUAUGUUGAUAUGUUAUCGUUGAUCUUUUUUAUACAGAGAAGCCUACCCAAAAAUUUGCCGGCAGAGUGAAACUGGAUCAAGCUUAUGACGAGGAGUAUAAUGAUAUCAACUCACCAAGAUCUCGUGCCCUCAUUACAGUUUUGGACUCGAAAUUAAAAGUAUUUUUAAAAAAGGAGUUUCCAGAUUUAAUAGAUAUUAUUUACAAGAGGUUUUUCAAAGGAAGUGUUGGAGUUGACUAUGAAUUGCUAUUUCCAACAACCACAAAUGUGACUGAUAGCAACAUCGUGCAAGCUCUUAAGGAAGGUAAUGGCUCGAGCGAUCUGGGGUUUUUGAGGCUGACGGGAGAUAUAACCGUAACGAAGCAGGUCGUUCAGAUGACAGCAGCACCAACUGCAACCACAGGUAACUUACAGUGCCUUUCUAUUUUUCAUGUUGCUUUUAUGUUGUUAUGUUGUUCAGGGUAAUUUGACUUGCUUUAAAAUAUCCACUACCUUAUCCGUUUAACUAUACUAACACGAAAUGAAGAUUAUCAUAUUUCCGGCUGGAACCUCUCUUUGGGACAUCUAUACUUUUAAGGAACAUUUCCACAAUUUAUGCUGAGUAUAUUUCGUUUGAAAAGUUCGCCCUUGACUCUGUAUCUGUUCCGACGAUAGAAGGGACAGUAACAGACGGCCCGAGAUUGUCCUCUAUCUUCCUAUACCUUCCUAUACCUUCCUAUACCUUCCUAUACCUUCCAUCACAUCAACGAAAACGAGCGAAGCCAGGCCAUGAUUAGGCUGCAUGGCCGGUUCUGCUACCAGUAUGUAGGCGCAAAUGUUCAAAUCAACAAUUGCGCUUAUUCUUAUCUAUUUCUUUGAUUAUGUAUUUGGCCGGUAUGAGGCCUUUCAUGCGGUUUACCACUAACUAUGGAUUCAGGCCGUGCUUUAGAUCCGCGGUAUAGGCAUAGAACAUUCAUAUCUCAGGUCUUUGGUACAUUGUGCUUACUUGGGCAAUAACCUCCAGCCUCGAGAUAUAUGGUGAAACCACUAACUGAUAUAAUCAUCUUUCUUGUUCUGUUUACGCAACCGAUUGAUCUGCGGAGCAAGAAGCUUACCGCUAAGUCGAAAAACAAGAAAUAUGUUUCAGAGCUGAUCAACACUUUCAAGAAAUCUGAAGUCAAAGUUGAUUUCGAAAAAACCCAGCUCACGGUGGCAGAGACAAAUAGCAUCCACACUUAACAUCGUGGGCUUGUUGUGACUAAAAAAACAUUUAUCUGCAUGAUGUUUUGCGCCAUCUUCAGUUAUGAUAAGAUCUCCUGUUCUCAGGGCUCUCUCUCUCACUUCCUUUUACAGAAAAAUCGACAAUCAAGGACUGGGAGAUCGUGCUAAUCGCAGCUGCAACAAUUGUCUUUUUUCUAAUAGUGGCUAUUGGUGUUUUGGCAGUGAGUAUUCAGAUAAUUUCUUUGCAUUUUUGCGAUGCGUAUUUGAAUCAUCAAAACUACCAAUCAUGGACUUAUCUGAAAGGAUCGAAUUUGGCGUGCUCGGCGACAGAUACUCAUGCACACCCUGUUUCAAUUACAUUCAUGUAAUUGGCUGGUCUAAGUUCUUGGUGUCAAUUGUUGCUCACUCGAAAUCAAAUGAUUGAGAACUUUACUGUCGCGCCAUUUAUUUUGGUGGGGUAUGGAAGCGGCAGAAGGCAUUUGAGAGAGAAGUGGUGGGAAAAAAUUGAACUUUCUAUUCAUUUCUUGGGCGCGAAAAUUUUUAUCAUCAUUACGAUAGGUAGGUUGUAGAACAUGAUGGCGCACGGUAUGGCUCCGACAUAUUUCUAUCAUGUCAAGGACUAAAAAUUAUCUUGAAGCGUCAUCGCAACAAAGACAUUUAGGCACACAGGCUGUGUAGUUUACUGCUUAAAAGUUGCACGAGCGUUUUUUUCAUUUACUCGUCUCUAUUUGAACAGGUGAAAUACAGAAACGCUGUUCAGGGUGAAAAGAAGGAGUUGUAUGCCCUUAAUGGAGAAUGGGAAGUAAUGGAGAACGGGCAUAAUGGCUUGAGGGCUCAGCCUGGUUACAAGAGUCGUAACGGACCGCAGGUUUGUUGAGCAGUGUUUUCUUGAGAUCACAUGGAUUUCCAGGGGAACAGGGGGUGCCAUUCGUUGCUAGCAGAGUAUAAAUGAGAGAACUCAGAAAAUUGACUGCCAAUGAGAGGGGGGUGGGGGAGGAUCAUUAGAAUGCCAUAGAGCCUUAGGUAGAUUUUCUCGUAACGAGACCACAUUCCCCCUCCCAACGAUAAAAAAUAGAUGGUCUCUAAGAUAAUUAUAUUUAUUUAUCCUCGCCUAACUGAUCUUGGUUAUCUAUGUUUUACAGAGCUAUGUGUCUCCAAUGUAUGGACAAAUACCUGGAUCUGAUAACAAGGCAUAUCAGCAUGACAGUGCGUUGUAG